Molecule: messenger RNA, 3753 nt
Organism: Lecanosticta acicola
Lineage: Eukaryota; Fungi; Ascomycota; Dothideomycetes; Mycosphaerellales; Mycosphaerellaceae
Source: the annotation of a GenBank genome assembly
AUGCCGCCUCGCGCAAAGAGAACUUCCGGACCACUUGAGGUCGGAGAUAGCGCUCCCAAGGUAAGCCGUCGAACUCUGAGCAAAGCGGGCAACAAAACUAAAUCACAUGUAAGGCGACUGCGCCUAAAGCCCCGCCCCGGGCUGCUCGCAAGACCACGGCUGCUCCGAAGCCAAAGGAACAAGAUGAAGCCCAAGCAGCCGCAGCUGAAAAAGCAGCAAAAGAAGAAGCACAACGUGAGCAAUUAUCAAAUCGAAAUGCUCAUUCCAAGAAGAAGACAACAGUGGCGGGUGAUGACAUCGAUGCAUUACUCCAACCCUUUUACUACAACAAGAACCUCACGGACCCGAUCAAUACGGCAAGAGACAAAUGGAAUCUGCUGCCAGCUUUUCUGCGCGUCAAAGGGUUGAUCAAGCAACACACAGACUCGUUCGAUUACUUUGUUGACGUCGAGCUGAAGAAGAUCGUGCAAGCCAACAGCAUAAUAAUCUCCAAGUCCGACGACAAGAAAUGGGUUCGCUUCACAGACAUCCGAGUCGGGAAGCCCUGCCGUAUUGAAGAUGCUCGAGCAGGCUGGGUCCAGACCGAAGUCACUCCCAACGAAUGUCGCCUUCGGGAUAUGACUUACGCCGCACCGAUCUACGUUGACUUUGUGUUCCCAAGACAAAGCGGCCCAGUCCGAAAGACCGACGUCAUGAUAGGUCGCUUGCCCAUGAUGCUUCGUAGCUCGAGGUGUGUCCUGAACGGCCGUUCCGAGUCGGAGAUGGCGUGGCUAAACGAAUGCGCCGUCGAUCCGGGAGGCUACUUCAUUGUGCGUGGACAGGAAAAGGUCAUUUUGGUCCAGGAACAGCUCAGCAAGAAUCGAAUCAUCGUAGAAGCCUUCAAGGGUGUGAUCCAGGCUUCCGUCACCAGUCACACCGCAAAUGUCAAGACGAAGACCUAUGUUCUUGUCAAGAAGCAAUAUCUCUACCUGAAGCACAAUUCAUUGAACGAGGACAUUCCUGUGGCCAUUGUCCUACGUGCAAUGGGCAUUCAGUCGGACCAUGAGAUCCUUUUGCUUGCCGCCGGCAACGAUGCCACCUAUCAAGACAUGUUUGCGCCCAACUUAGAGAAGGCGGCUCUGGAAGGCGUUUUCACUCAGGAACAAGCUCUCGAGUAUAUUGCUGUACGCUUGAAACCCGACAGAUUCGCCAGCAGCAAGAAAGACUUCAAGACUCCAAAACAGUUGGCGCUUGAAAAGCUUGCAGUCACGAUCAUCCCUCAUGUUGGAAUCGAGGGCAUGAAUUUCCGACCAAAGGCGCUCUACGUUGCCUUUAUGACUCGACGUGUCCUGAUGGCGUUACACGACCCGAAGCUUGUGGAUGACAGAGAUUACGUGGGUAACAAGCGACUCGAGCUUGCGGGUCAAAUGCUGGCGCUUCUGUUCGAGGACUUAUUCAAAGACUGCGUCAACAUGAUCGGAACGAACAUGGACAAGAUCUUGAAGAAACCCAAUCCGGUCGGAGAAUUCGAUCCAAUUCGGAUCGUCGAGCAGUGCGAAUCCCGCAUAACAAGUGGGAUGGAGCGCGCAAUCUCUACCGGCAACUGGACUCUGAAGCGUUUCCGUAUGGAUCGAGCCGGCGUCACUCACGUCCUCAGUCGGCUGAGCUACAUCAGCGCACUCGGUAUGAUGACGAGAAUCACCAGUCAAUUCGAGAAGACUAGAAAGGUGUCCGGUCCUCGUGCUUUGCAGCCUUCUCAAUUUGGCAUGCUCUGCACUUCAGAUACCCCUGAAGGAGAGGCCUGUGGUCUCGUGAAGAACUUGGCGCUCAUGACACACAUAACGACUGCAGACGACGAAGGCCCAGUGCGAAAGAUGAUGUAUGUUCUAGGAGCGGAAGACGUGACUUCCGGCUCUGGAACGGAGAUAUACGGUACAGGAGCCUACAUCAUCUUCGUCAACGGAACGCCUGCUGCCUUGACCCGGCAACCAAAGCAGUUCCUCAAUGGCUUCCGCAAAUUCAGACGCAUGGGACGCAUCUCCGAGUUCGUUAGCAUCUUCAUCAACCAUCAUCACAACGGUGUUCACAUUGCAACAGACGAAGGUCGUGUUUGCCGGCCGCUGAUUGUCGUCGAGAAGGGCAAGUCCAAGGUCACAACUCGCUUUCUGGAAUCUCUUCGCAAAGGAACCAUGGACUUCGAUGACGCACUCUCCCGAGGUAUCGUUGAGUAUCUCGAUGUUAACGAAGAGAACGACUCCAACAUUGCGGUCUACGAGAAAGACAUCAAUGAAUACACGACACAUCUGGAGAUUGAGCCGUUCACGAUUCUCGGAGCUGUCGCAGGUCUCAUUCCAUAUCCACACCACAACCAAUCGCCCCGUAAUACGUAAGAGAAGCCCCAAUUUUUCCUUGAACAUGGACAAAGAGUAUUGACCAAAUGAUAGUUACCAAUGUGCUAUGGGUAAGCAAGCGAUUGGCGCCAUUGCGUAUAACCAGUUCACGCGUAUCGACACUCUGCUGUACCUCAUGGUAUAUCCCCAGAAGCCGAUGGUGACAACGCGAACAAUCGAAUUGGUCAAGUACGACAAGCUACCAGCCGGUCAGAAUGCUGUGGUCGCUGUCAUGUCGUAUUCUGGAUACGAUAUCGAGGACGCGCUGGUACUGAACAAAGCAUCCUGCGACAGAGGCUUCGGAAGAUGCCAAGUCUUCAAGAAAAUCAGCAUGCCGCUCAAAGCAUACGGCAACGGAUACCAAGACCGAAUGGGAGACCGAGAUCCCAAUAAUCCCAGACACCGAAAGAUAGGUAAGGAUGGACUGGUCGAAGUAGGUUCGGAAUUGGAGAAUUCCGACAUUUACAUGCUCAAGGAGACUCCGCUCAACCAAGCUUCGGCGAUCCCACAGAGGGAUCAAAGGUGGUCUCCGAUGUCCAUGUCGUACAAGCUUCCGGAUCCUUGCUAUGCGGAUAAGGUUAUGGUCACGACAAACGAGUCCAACAGCACGAUUAUCAAAAUCCAGACGCGCCAGACAAGGCGACCGGAGAUUGGCGACAAAUUCUCCUCUCGCCACGGACAGAAAGGUGUCGUCGGCCUGCUGGCUGAACAAGCCGACAUGCCCUUCUCUGACUCGGGCGUGGUCCCCGAUAUCAUCAUGAAUCCCCAUGGUUUCCCAUCGCGUAUGACAGUCGGCAAGAUGCUCGAACUCGUCUCCGGCAAAGCAGGUGUUCUGGCUGGUAAACAAGAAUACGGCACAGCCUUUGGCGGCAGCAAAGUCGAAGACAUGGGCGCCACGCUCGUCAAGCACGGGUUCAGCUAUUCCGGAAAGGACUGUCUCACCUCUGGCAUAACGGGCGAGAGUCUUCCGAUGUACGUCUUUUUCGGACCCAUCUACUACCAAAAGCUCAAGCACAUGGUGCAAGACAAGAUGCACUCUCGAUCCACCGGACCGCGCGCGAUCCUGACUCGACAGCCGACCGAAGGUCGUUCAAGACAGGGUGGUCUGCGUCUCGGAGAGAUGGAACGUGAUUGUCUGAUCGCGUAUGGCGCCAGUCAAUUGCUGCUGGAGCGUCUGAUGAUAUCUUCCGACGCGCACGAGGUCGACGUGUGCCAGGUCUGCGGGAUGAUGGGCUACAACAGCUGGUGCCAGAGCUGCUCGAGCAGUCGGAGCGUCGUGCGAAUGACGAUGCCCUAUGCGGCCAAGUUGCUGAUUCAGGAGCUGAUGAGCAUGAAUGUGAAGGCGAGCUUGCAGCUUGCCGAUGAGUUUCCCAGGGAGGGAUGA